Messenger RNA from Recurvomyces mirabilis, 4746 nucleotides. RefSeq lists its product as uncharacterized. Lineage: Eukaryota; Fungi; Ascomycota; Dothideomycetes; Mycosphaerellales; Teratosphaeriaceae. The record is from RefSeq and is a predicted model, not a curated record. The coding region runs from base 1 to 4746 and encodes 1581 amino acids. Gene Ontology annotation, molecular function: glycosyltransferase activity; protein binding. The transcript is spliced from 2 exons. Gene Ontology annotation, biological process: protein O-linked glycosylation.
AUGUCACACCCACUACAGCAAUACGCCCUGCCUUUACACCAUGAUCGGAAGAACGACAAUAGUGACUCGUCGCAGGACAGUGGCGCAGAUACGCCUCGAGCCGAGGACACGCUGCGAAGAAAGACACCUAAGGGCACUCUAAAUGCUGGGUAUGUGGGUACGGCCGAGUACUCGAAUCCGCAAAAGCAUCAGCUCAUGUUGAGUGAGAGCGCUUUCGCGCCACCUUCCUAUAGCUCAAGCAUGCCCAACAGACGUACUUUUCUACAACACCAGCAGCAACAACAUGCGCUAUCAGGCCACACCCUCCCGACUGGCCUUGGCUGGCACAGCUCCCAGUAUUCUCACCCACACUCUCUGCCUGUCAUGGACUCCAUGCUCAACCAGACACCCAUGUCUCAACUGAACGUGCAGCAUUGGUAUGGACAAACCGUGCCCAGUGUACUCCAACCAUCGUUCCAAUACCUGGGUCCCACUGCUUCUGGUGGGCAAGGAUCAGGUCCCUAUGGCCCUUACUGGCAUGAUGGUACAUAUGUUCCAUACAGACCGGCUGCCAUACGCGAUCCACGCUUCUACCACCAGUCUCAGCAACCGCCAAUGCGAUGGCCGGGCUCCAUGCCAGAGCCCCAUUAUGCACGUCAAGCAUCUUGGCAAUCACAUCCAUACGGCAGCUCAUGGUCAUCAAGUGGUGCUGCCUUUCCUCCGCCUCAUAUACCAGCAUUUGGACCAUCUCCUCAGCCACAUUACACCGUACAUCACGGUAGCUCCGCCUGGCCUGUCACUGCUGCAGUACCACUUGAUGAGAACAGCGAGUAUGGACCUGCCUCAACGAGUGGCCAGCAACGGGAUACAGUAUUUGCCUGGGCACUGCAACAAUACAGAGAUCUACUAGGUUUCAUCCACCACACGAGACGGCAGCAACAACAAGGCCGUUCAGUGGCUGGCGGCCAGCAACACCGCCCCGCCUUCUAUCCCAAACCUCCCAAGCCAUCAUACGGUGCGACGCGGCCAACUCGGCGUCGGACUGUGUCGGAUGGGCACAAGCAUCCUCUACCUACGAAUAGUGACGAAGCAGAUGCCACGUCAAGCUCCCAUACCUUGAGUAACAACUCAACACCCCGACAGCGCUCGCCAUCCGCCUGGAAUCCCAGCGGGGUACAGAUGCAGGAUAACGAGUAUGAGCGCCGAAUGUCGAGCGAGCAAUGGAGUAGCGCAACUCAGCAUCAAGCAUGGCCACAUCAGGCACAACAAGAUCGUUUCCGAACACUUCGACGUGUUUCCGGCUCAACUGUACUGCCAAUAAUCUCCCAGCCGCCACAGGACGACUCGCCGCACUCCAGAGCCGCCGUUGCGCUCACAUCCAUGACUAGGCUCUGUCAAGAAAGCGAUUGGGACUGGGCAGAUGGCAUGCUCCUCGGCGGAUGUCUUGCAUAUGGUCUUGGUAAUUACCAGCAAGCCCAUAGGUGGUAUUCGAAGGUACUCGAGAAAGACUCGAAACACCUUGAGGCGCUCUCAAAUCUUGCAGCAACGUUGCUUGCCCUAGGAAGACGAAACGAAGCGGAAAAUUACUGGACGAAAGUCGUGAAGGCUGCUCCGAAUCAUUUCGAGGCUGUAGAGCAUCUGGUAGGGCUGCUGUGCAACGACCAACGAAGCGCGCAGGCGAUCAAGGUCAUUGAAUACGUCGAGAACUCGUUGAAGCGCGACAAAGACUCCGACACGCUCAAAUCACUGGACCGACGAAGCGAAAGUUCGGCUUCUACAGCGAGCCGUUCACCAUGCAUCUCGGAGCUCUCUGAUAGCAUCGCGUAUGAUUUCGAUGGCGAUGCGGACGACUUUCCCACCAACUGGCGUGACAAUCCUUCCUCUUCGGAACCAGGCUUCGGGUCGAGCGGCUUUGCAGUUGCUGGUAGCGAAAAUGGACGCAUGCUAGCUCUAAUACAUGCUAAAGGCAACAUGCUAUAUGGGCUUGGCGAGAAUGCCAGCGCAGCUCGUGCUUUCGAGGACGCUGUGCUUAUAGCAGCUGGGAGAUAUCACAAUAGUAUCCAUGGUCUGGUUGGCCACAUACUCGGCAUGGUCUCACUAAAAGCUCAGCAUGGUGGCAAACAACCUAUAUCCAUGGAGCCUGUGCUGCUGGCUCCCGAACAAGCCCUCGCUACUGCAAGUCUGUGCUUCCCGGAUCAGGGUGAGCUACCAGGAUUGCAGCAUGUGCCGGGAGAAUUUCAGAGUCUCGCUCGCAAAGCGGCUAUUUCCACAACGAGCAACGCACUUCUAUCGCUGGCCAAGAUCUUCCAAGAUGGCAUGUCCGGCUCCGGUCGCUCCACCUGCAUGACUGCGCCGACAUACGGCGUCCGAGAAAUUCUCGGCUUGUACUACCUCUCGCUCUCCUUGCAGCCAAGCCCUUCGACAGCGAACAACGUUGGCAUUCUACUUGCUAGUGUGCAGCAGGUAGUGCAACCAUUUCCAAGCCCACUCAAGUAUGAUAUCCCUGGUGUGAUCCCAGGAAGCGGUAUUGCGCUGGCUCUCCAGUACUAUAACUACGGCUUGCAGCUUGACCAGAAUCAUGCUCAUCUUUACACGAAUCUGGGCAGUCUGCUGAAGGACAUCAAUCAGCUGGACGCAGCUAUCAAUAUGUAUGAACGUGCCGUCAAGUGCGAUGGAAAAUUCGACAUUGCACUUGCGAAUCUUGCAAAUGCUGUCAAGGACAAAGGCAGGGUUGGAGACGCUAUCGUCUACUACAAACGAGCUGUGGAAGCCAGCCCAGACUUCGCUGAAGCGGUAUGCGGAUUGGCCAAUGCACUCAAUUCGGUUUGUGGAUGGCAAGGUCGAGGUGGUAUUGCGGCAGAUGAUGGUAGGCGUGAUCGGUGGCACGUGGACCAACAUGGCAUGCUACUCGAUGCUCGACUGCCAGGUGCCUCUUCUUCUGGCUGGAUCAAGCGCGUGGUCGAUAUAGUCGAGAAGCAACUUGUUGACGGCGAACGAUGGGGCUGUGGUACGCUUACGCAAUCGAUCAUGGAGGACAUGCUGCAGCAGAUCCUGCCGCGUGAUGGGUCUGAUAUUGAUGGCAAAGAGCGCGUGGCAAGCACCCGCAAGGUACUGAAGGCGUGGGCUGGUCACCGAUGGGAGGGCGCUCGUGUCACAAGGCUCGUAGAGCGCGCUACACGUCGCAUAGGCUGGCAGUGGUAUCAAGACACCUAUGUCAAGCAGAAGCCACGACCAGCUAGCAGCUACACCCGGCCGCAGCUGCCAGCGUCGCUAACAGUGCCUACAGCUCCGACUGUACUGCCCUUCCAUACUUUCACUUGCCCUAUGUCAGCGAAACAGAUCCGACUGAUCUCACAAAGGAACGGAAUGCGCAUUUCGGUGUCUGCAUUGCGAGCGCCGUGGUUACCAAAGCAAGUCUACCCACCACCAAAACCGCCGUCAACACGCCUGAGGGUAGGCUAUCUCUCCUCGGACUUCAACAACCAUCCACUGGCGCAUCUAAUGCAAUCCGUCUUUGGCAUGCACAAUACUGCGCGGGUAAAGGCAUAUUGUUAUGCGACUACUGCUAGUGACAAGUCCGUGCACCGUGAGCAGAUCGAGAGCGAGGCUCCAGUCUUCCAUGAUGCGAGCUCAUGGUCAGUUGAGGGACUUGUCAACCAGAUCGUGCAGGAUGGAAUUCAUAUUUUGGUCAAUCUCAACGGCUAUACUCGGGGAGCACGCAACGAGGUAUUCGCUGCCCGGCCUGCGCCAAUCCAGAUGUCUUUCAUGGGCUUCGCUGGCACGCUAGGGGCCGAAUGGUGUGACUAUCUUCUCGCGGACGAGACUUCGAUACCGCCCGACACCCUGAGACCUUGGCGCCGCAAUAUCGAUCUCGAGGACGUGAUGGUGGACGGGCAGACUGGUGGAGAGCAAGAGGACUGGGUCUAUGGAGAGAACAUCAUAUACCGCAGGGACACUUUCUUCUGCUGUGACCAUAAGCAAAGUGCGCCGGGUGCUCACGACAAAGCGUUGAGCUGGGAUGAGGAGCAGAAGGAACGAUGGAGGAUGCGAAAGGAGCUUUUUCCACAGGUCUCUGAUGAGACCGUCAUUUUUGGCAACUUCAAUCAGCUCUACAAGAUCGAGCCAACGACGUUCCGCAGUUGGCUUCGAGUUCUAGCUCGUGUUCCCAAUUCAAUCCUCUGGCUUCUACGGUUUCCCGACCUUGGCGAGUCGCAUUUGCUCGCAACAGCACGACUUUGGGCUGGACACGAGGUGGCAUCUCGGGUCAUCUUCACUGAUGUGGCUCCCAAGCAUUUGCAUAUCUCCCGAGCACGGAUAUGCGACGUCGUGUUGGACACCGCCGAAUGUAACGCUCACACAACAGCAGCAGACGUGCUAUGGAGUGGCACACCACUACUCACCUUGCCUCGAUAUUCAUACAAGAUGUGUAGUCGAAUGGCAGCCAGUAUAUUGUUGGGCGCACUGCCCAAAGACGAAGAAGGUGCACGAGCCGCAAAGGAGCUCGUUGCGGCGAACGAGGACGAUUACGAGGAGAAAGCUGUGGCACUAGCGAAGUCGACGACGUAUCCAAAAGGAUGCAAGGGCAAAGGCACGGGUCGAUUGAUGGAUCUCAGGAAAAUGUUGUACUAUGCGCGCUGGAACAGUGCUUUGUUCGAUACUCGACGAUGGGUCCGGGAUCUGGAGGAUGCUUACGAUAUUGCGUGGUCCCGAUGGGUGAAAGGCGAAGGUGGUGAUAUUUGGCUCAAGCAGGCAGUAAGAAGUGCUUGA